Molecule: messenger RNA, 5559 nt
Organism: Paramuricea clavata
Lineage: Eukaryota; Metazoa; Cnidaria; Anthozoa; Malacalcyonacea; Plexauridae
Source: the annotation of a GenBank genome assembly
AUGGAUAAUUUUGGAGAAGAAAUGGUAAAAGAAAUUUUUAAGACCAUUAUGAAUUUAUAUUAGCUAUCAUUACACUAUAAUAUAUAUAUUAUAUAUCAUUAUAUGAUGUUAUAUAGUCAUUACAAUACAAAAAUAAUUAUUUAAAAUUAUAGGAGGAAGGCCCAAUCUUUUUGGUAGAAAAUGGGAAAACGAUGAUAAGCGACGUUGAUGGUCGUAGAAUCUUUGGGGACUUCUCUUUGAAGCUACAAGGGCAAUUAAUGUCGAAAAACAAAUUGGUCAAAGAAAAGCAUGGCAACUGGGUGGCUACGUGUACGUCGCAAGUGAAAGGGCAUCUCGAAACCAAGUAAGCUAUUUUUCAGUGUAUGCCAGACCCUUAUAUUCAUAAAUCGCAAUCCCAAUCACAAUGUUUUUCAUUGAGUGAUUGCAGCGCGCGACAAAUGACAGAGGAAUCAGGCAACCUUAUUAUAUAAACUAACAUUUGGUGCAUUCUAUACACAUAUUUUUGUGCUGCCUAUAUAUGAACAAACUAAGAGUCGUAGACUACGACAAUACAAAGGUUUCCUUUUCCGAUUGACUCCAGCAUCUUUUACGUUAAAUUUCAUGUUAUAUUUCCUCGGAAGUAUUAUUUCAACUUUCAAGCUCAGUUUUAAGAUAAUAUUUUCGAAAAAACCCGUAAUAUUUCCAAAAAAGGCUGCCAUUAUAUUAUAGAGAAUAAUUACAUGGUGCGCGGAAAUACCAGAUUUAUUUCGAGUGUUGAACAUGAUAUCUCACGAGUGAGCGCAGCGAACGAAGGAGAUACAUGUUCAACACGAGAAAUAAAUCUGGUAUUUCCAAGCACCCAUGUAUUUUUCUGUUUAUUAUAUAAACAAAAUUCAGUGAAAAACAAUAAAACGUCCGUGGCAAUGCGUUUUACAACAAAUGAUAUUUUCAAACGUAAAAAAAUCGUAUUUCAGUUUACGUGUGUUUAAAUACGAUUUUUCUCAGUGGCCAAAAACUCUAUAUAACACUUAUGUUUACAUAAUAAAUAGAGGAUAUUAGACGGUUGCGAAGAGAUAUGGAUUUUAUGUUUGAGUGGCAAAAACAAUAUCUCACGAGUGAGCGCAGCGAACGAGUGAGAUAUUGUUUUUGACACAAGAACAUAAAUAUAAUUUUAAAAAAUAUGGGUCUUGAACCCGCGAUCUAGUAAUUCGAAGGUCACGGGUUCAAGACCCAGCCGCGGCAGACUUUAUCUUUCUGCUUACGCUGGGUAUGGAAAUUAUGAAAUACACACUGGAGAACAUUUCCUACUUAUCAUGUUAUGGAGUGAACAAUAACACAACAUAACAUCUCUGCCAACUGAGCUACAUGGUCAGAUGGAUUUAAGACUGGAAAUAAUAAUAUAAUAUAUAAUAGUAGAUGACUCGCUAAUCUUUCCAAGACCAAACCCUCAUACAGUGAUGGUUUACUUUUCAAUUCUUUAUCAAAUAACCUGAAAGUGUUUAACGAUUACUCCCUGUCUGCGUAUAAGCAUAAAGUUAAGAGGUUUUUCUCUAAUCUUAAUCAUGAGGUUGACCAUCUUGAACAAUGUUCGUGUCUUUCUUGGAAAAACCUAAUUAAGUGCAUUUGUUACUCACACUGAAUUUUCUUUUAAUAAAUUAUAUUGUCAAAACUAAAAAAAAACAUUAUGCAUGCUUAAUAAUACAGUUAUUUUCGUAUUUGGUACUAUAAGUUGUAUAGUCCCAUAUGUGCUGUGUCAAAUGCAACUAUAAACUUGCUUCUUUGUAUAUAUUGUAAAUACUGUAGGUUAUCUAAUUUUUAGAGGGCCAUUUGGUAGAAUACCUUCUCAGGUAAAAAUGUAAAUUUACCCUCAUCAAAUAAAGUUUAUUAUUAUUAUUAUUUUCACUUAUUUACUGAGACAGAGGGAAACGGCGGUCGAGGGGCCACAAACACUGCUUUCCCGAGGUAUCGGUAAAUAAGUGUUUUGUUAUAUAAUAGCAUAUAAGUGUCAAAUUAAGUAUGAAUAAUUCACCGGUUAUUGGAGAGAACUUUGAAUGAAAAAAAUUAAAUAAUGGAACGCCGUAAAUGUUUAAUAAAAAAAGUUUAAUAAAAUGAACUUUGCAACUUCACGGUCGACGCGCAUGUGCACUGAACCCAUUCCAUUAUUAAAGCUUUUAACAUUAUUAUUUCAUUAUUAUUAUUGUUUCAUUCUUCUACAUUAUGGGUUAUACCACAAGCUUUUUUGUGAAAUUGUGAACAAUUUCAAAACUGUUCAGUCUUUUUUAUAUACCCUGUAUGGCGUCAAACAAUUGAUGUAUCUUAUAUUUACAGAACCAUAGUUCUCCCAGUUACCACGUUCGAUUCAAGGUCGAAAUUUUUACAAGAACUGAGGGGGAGUUUUGGCUCAGCAGUUUUGAACCUUGGUGGGUCAGUGACCACAAGUUCGCUUGCCGACUACCACACGUUCUUAAAGAACGACGUGAACAACUCCAAUAUGAGAUUAUAUAAAGCACAAAAUUUGGGUUUCCAGCUGGACAAUUACAGGUUUCUUUCGAAGGAGGUAUAUAUAUAUAUAUAGAGAGAGAGAGAGAGCCGUCAUCGGAGUGAAAUAUAAAUUUUCGUACUAACUAAAGGCGUGAAAUCUUACUUAUUGAACAUUGUAAUUCAGGUGCAUAUCAGUCAAGGCGAAUUGGUAAGACAAGGUGAAGAAAUUUACUUCGUCGACAACGAAGAUAUUUACUGUCAUGGAACAGAUUUAGGCAGGCAUCUUUUGGAUUACCAUAGGUUGCGAUCUGUUUGUAAGAGGUAAAUGUAAUUUUAUAUGUGACUAUUUCACACAAAUCAUUUUUAAAAUAAACAAUAUUUAUUUAAAAAACAGAAAACCCUUCUUGGAAUAUUUCGACUGUGGAAUUUAAAAGAAUUAGCUGUCUAAUUAUCUUAAGGUGGCUCGAUAUAGUUAUCACAACAAAACCGGGUGACCAUUUUUACAUGCAUGUCGCGGAAACGGAUUAACAAAAUGAAAGAAUUUCCAAAAUGACCUAGUUGCUCUAGCCAGCACGUCAUUGCGCGCGUUCUAUCCCUAUAUCUAUUCUGUGGUUCUAUGUCAAUUGCUGACGUCAUAAGAAUUUUCCAUUUUAGAAAAACAAUGCGCUAUAUCUCUUUAUUUUGUCUGGUGAUCUAUGUUUAAAUUUUGCAUGCUGCAUGUAUUGCACCGCUGAAAACGUUCAUUAUACAAAAAAUAAAAAAUUCUGCAAUGCCAAAAAAAAUUUUACAGAAGAAUACGAUAUUUUCUCUUUUUUCCAAAAAAAUGGCAUUACAGAAUUUUUCUAUAUUUUGCUAAUUUUUAGUUUUUCUUCCAAGUAAAAUAAUGCACGAAAAAACUCCUAACUAAAUUUAAAGGUUAGUAUUAAUUAGUAUAGGGGUAGGGUCAUGUUUAGGAUAAGUAAGGAUUAUACUCAUGUAUUCUGGACAUGGAAUUAUUACACAAUAAUCUUAAUUAGCUUGUUCUUUUUUCCAGUUACAUUGAGUUAUCGUCACAUUUUGGCCAAAACGCAGUCCCAUUUCAACUUUGCGACAGCCUUUGUGCUUAAUGCCAUAAUCAAAAAUGCUCAGAGGAUUCAUCAAAGUGAAAACGAGGACGAAGCUAAAGGUAAUAAAAAUAAUUAUAUCGUUGACUGAGAAGUUUCAAUCAUUACUUUCGGAAAGAAGUAGUAUACGUUUCAGUGCAUGCACCUGAGUGCAUGGGUUAUUUAUGUAUUUAUAUAUGUCAAUGGCCGUAUGCAUACAUGCAUAUGAAAAUAUUGCCGAGUAAAUUUUAAUUCAAUUUCGAUACGCAUACACUAGAUUAUUUGUUUUUGUAUAAUACAAGAUUUGUUUUCAUUUUAAUAUAUUUUAUAGUUGAGAAUUUAAUUGGCAUGUUAUACUCUGAUGUCGCUGAACGAAAUGUUGGGAAAUCACUGACGUUGGAAACAAUUGCAAAGGCGCAAGGGAUUGUUGGAGCCGGGCACCCUCUUCAUUGUUCUGGAGGUGACCUAACAAUAAGCGGUGUUUCAAUAAGCGGUGUGUUAUCAGCUAUCACUUAUCGCAUAUAUAUAGUGUUAGUUCAAUGGCAUCGAAUUAUUAAAUUACAUUCAUUUUCUCUUGUAGCAAGAUGUUGAUGUCCGCGUUAGCAAGCACUAAUCUUGUUUGUCUGGUUGACGAUGCAAACAUUAACGCCACCUUCAGUGAAUUUUUGCUUCAAGUGCAUGGUGGGUUAGCACAAGGAUCAUCGAGAACGGGGCUAGCAGUUCCACAUGGCAGUAUUCUUAUGAGCACAAACCUUCGGGAAAGUGAAAGGUGCAGUACGAUAACAUUGACCGGCACAACUGUAUAUACUGUAUAGUAUAACUAGGAUAUACGUUAUAUGUCAAAAGUAACAGCUGCUAUAAAGAUCGCUUGAAUAAGCAAUUAUUGAAAUUAUCUUUUCUCUUUUAUAUCAAGGAUAUACGGACGAUGUAUCCGAAUCAAUUACAAGAAGGACAGAAACUUUUCAUUCCAGGAUGAGAAAUUUUUGAAUGAAAAUUUACAGAAUCUGGUUACUGAAAACAAGGUAGCUAUAAAUUUCAAUCCAACAUAAGUAGUAAUCAGCUUAUAAAACAACUGUAAAGUACAUCCGCAUCGUCAGUGUUGAUUGUCGUUGCAUGUAAAGCAAAUUAACAGAGUUUUAGGCAUGUCCUGAUGUAAGUGAAAAACUAUACUUGCUUUAAGUUCUUUGUAUAGGUUUGCAUGGCGAUAAAACAUAUAAUACUAUGUUGUUUGUGGAAACACCACGUAUAUUUAUUACUUCAAAGCUUUCAAACUGUAAGCCCGGAUAUUCAAAUUCAUCAGUGCUAAUAAUAUGUGACUUGUUCAAUUCACACACCCUUUUAUAUAUCAAAGUGUACAGAUCAUGACAAAGAAAACAGUGAACAGAUCAUGACAAACAAUAGUGUCAAUAGCAUUAUAUAUUUGCUUUAUCUAUAUCAUAUUGAGCCGGAUGCUUUGGCAUUUCGUUAACCAAAUAUAUAUUCUCUCUAUCAUGGAAACGAUUAUGUGCAAUACUCAAAAACGGUUGUCUCUAUCAUGCAGGGUUUCCUGGUAGCAUGGGCGGUCCUUUUUCAAAGGUUGUGGCUUGAUAACAUAGAAGAGCCAAUGAAUAAAAUCAGAGCAAUGCUGAAGAUGCUGGUACCCGAGCAGGACCAAGACAGGUGGUAUAAGGGUGCAUCGAGUGUUUUGUACACGUAUGCUCUUGUAAGUAACAGACAUCUGCACAUGCGUUAUAGAACUGGAUUCGUAUACCAGUGAUGGAUUUAAAUUUUGUUAUAUAUAAUUUUUAUCUAGCAUGUAUUUAAAGCAUCAUCAAGGCAAAUCCUGUAAUUAACAGUUUCUAAUAUUUUGUUGUAUUUUUCGUUAUAGUUUCAUAAAGUCGCUGGAGUCCAUGCAGAUUUAGAAACUGCAAUUGAACAUAUAGCCAGCUGUGGGCAACUCCGCACAGAUAAGACGCUAUCAUUUUGGGAGCGUUUCGGACGCGAAAUAAAGUCCAACUUGCAGAAGGAGGAAAAACCG